Messenger RNA from Lepisosteus oculatus (spotted gar), 2904 nucleotides. NCBI's taxonomy places the organism in Eukaryota, Metazoa, Chordata, Actinopteri, Semionotiformes, Lepisosteidae. The record is from RefSeq and is a predicted model, not a curated record.
CAAUUAUUUUCUGUUUAUUUUUAAUUUCGUAAAAUGUCUGUAAUUGUUUUUAGUUAAAUCCAUCAGGUUCCAUGCCGUAACACAAUAAAAUGUGGAAAAAGUCCAAGGAGGGUGCAGACUUUCUAUAGGCACUGUAACUUUUACUUCGCUCAGUUAACGCUACCCCGGGUUCAACAAAGUGGAAUAAUGACACCCAUCGAAUAUUUCUAAGUCACCAAACAAAACGUAAUGGAUGCGAUAUACCUCGAAAUUUUGCCGCCAAAGGAUGAAAAGUCUGCAAAGAAGAAAGGCAAGCUCAGCAAAGCUGAACGAGAGAGGUUGCAGAAGGAAGAGGAAGAGAGGAAACAAAAAGAAGAAGAAGAGGCACGACUCAUUGCAGAGCAAGAGGAAGCAGAGAGAUCAGAAAGGGAAAGGAAGGUCCAGGAGGAGCAAGAGAGACUUGAGUCAAAGGACAGGGAACGCAGAGAGGAUGAGCUUGCUGAGCUCCGGCGCACGCUGGAGGAAAAUCACUGUGCUGUGAAUAAAUGGCGUGCAGACCUCCGAGCAAAGGAAAAGUGGGAUCGUUACAUGAAGUGUGAUGGCAGUCCGGAUCCAUCAGUGCCACAGGAGAUUAACACAUAUAUAAAUCUAUGGAGAGAAAAUACAGAUGUGGAGAUCAAUUGUGUUCUGAAUCAGUGUGCUUUAGCAAUUAAUCUUAUCGAGGAGCUGGAUUACCUUUUAAAUGAAACCCCCAGCUCUGAGUUGAAUGAAAAGGAAGUGCUUCAAUAUAAAGAGAGUAUUCUCAACCUACAAAACCUCAUUUAUUCUAAAUAUAAUGAAGCUACUGAAGAAAUACUUAAGCACUCAAGAGAUCUUGCAGACAUAGAGACGGGGAAUAUGCGCAUUGUGAUGACAACUGUGAAUGUGACGCUGUGCUUGUGGGCAAACCUCAGCAAAAAUCCAAGGUUCAGAGGACUGGAGUUUCAAGAUGCCGGAGUAGCGUUUGAGCUGCCCAAGCAGCUGGCCGUGAGUGACAUCGCCAUCAGGAUCCUGCACACUCACUACGACCACCUGUCCCAUCUGAGCCGCUCCCUCCAGCCCUUGGCCAGAAGGGCUCUCGCGGGGACCGGGGCGGCGUCUCCAGCGGGGGGCCGCGUGGAGGAGCAGGACCAAGGCCAAACGGAGGCCGCUCACAUCCCUGAAGAUGAGACCCGCUCCGUUAAGUCUGACGAUAGGAAGAGUGCCCUGAGCACAACAUCAGCUAAAGAGGAAUCAAGCUCUGUGGAGAAAAAGACAGAUGAGGAUGGAGAAAGUAAGCCCGAAAGCCAUUCAGAGGAAACAGUUAUUGAUGCACAGGAAGAAACAACUGGUGCUCCACAGGAGCAUGAAGAAGAUAUUUUGGAAGAAGAUGCUGUUGACCUGCACCAGUUCACACCAUUAGGGGGAGUCUACUACUAUGAUGUCUUCAGGUUGCCCCCACAAUCCAAAGACAUUAAAGGAUGGACAAUCACAGAACUCUCAGAAACAGGACUCCAGCCAUUUCCAUACCCCUUGGAACAAAACCUACCACAGACCUCAGGGUCUGCUAAGUCGGAGGAGAGGGAGAGGGAGAGUGACAAUUUGACUUCUCCGCCAGUAGGGGUCACCAUUAGUCUUCCUGAUUCUGUCACGUUUUUGGAGGACCCUCAGGUUGCUAGAUGGGAUGGCACUGGUCAUCAGUGGAAAACAGACCGUAUAAGCGAUGUGAAGUAUGAUAAAGAGGCAAAGAAAAUUUAUUUCAAGAUGGAUACAUUCUAUAUCUUCACACUUAUGCAGGAUUCUUAUGUUAAUAUGCCAUUUCAGUUUUGGGAGCUCAGACCCCUUGGACUGAAUACAGCUCUUUUCACUGUCACGGCUGCCAUCUCUGAAGUUGAAAUAACAAUAAAGGAUGACAAAUGCAUGCUAAAUAUCACAGCCAGCGACAGCAGCCUUUCCCAGAUCAGAGGAAAAUGGAUGACCCCAUCGGCUCUCAUACGAGCAAUGAGAAGUGCUGGUGUUAAUAUAUUUGUGGAUGAAUAUUCAGACAGAUAUGUCAGCGUUAAUGAAAAGGACCCCCAGCUGGAGCAAGCUGCAUAUGACCAGAUGGCCUUGGUUUCAUCGGCGUAUGCCUUUUGCUGGAGCCAGUGGAAUGCAGAGCAAGGGAAAGAACACCUAGUUAUGCAGGUGAGUGAGCACCUCAAGACUGAUCCGGUGUCCGAGGAAGAGUGGAGUCUGUAUUUGCUCAGCACUCAAAAAGCUAUGCGCCUGAAGAACAGAGAGUACUACGAAUCUUUCUCAACAGAACUGGCUGAAGGCAGCGAGUUUCAUUCUACAUUCCUACACAUGCUAAAAGAAAGAAUGUGUGAUGCAGCACUCGACAGAAUUAAUCGUUCUCAUUAUCUAUUUAUCGACUGUGUACAAAAACUCCUGUAUGCAACCAGGGUAUUAACAUACUCAUGAAGUAUAUGCUUAAACAAUUACUUUAUUGUGCACAUUUCCACUUCUUUUGAAAGAUAUUAAAGUGUUUUCAUUUACCUUUAGGAAUUACACCGCAACUUCUUUUAUAAUAUAGACAUUGAUUAACCAAACAGAAAAACAACAGCCCUGCAAAGUAAAAAUGUUCACAUUUUCCCACACUGUUCUCUCUGAUUAUGUCAUUUUAAUUUUUAAAAAUCAUAAAAUAAGUUAAAGUUUACUUCAAAAAUUAAAACAAAAUCAAUUACCUGAUUAUCAGUGCUUAUUACCCUAAAUGUGCAUGGUAAUUUCUCAUUGUGUAUCAUGUUAAAGUGAAAAGUGGACUUCAAAAAGGCAGUCUUAUUCAGUAAACCAAGGGACUAUCAGCAUGAAGUGCAAUUUCUGUAAUAAAAAUGCCGUAAGAACAACAGCCAUUAAAAGUCUAAACAACGA